Messenger RNA from Heterobasidion irregulare TC 32-1, 1746 nucleotides. RefSeq names its product Esterase/lipase/thioesterase. The coding region runs from base 1 to 1746 and encodes 581 amino acids. Lineage: Eukaryota; Fungi; Basidiomycota; Agaricomycetes; Russulales; Bondarzewiaceae. The transcript is spliced from 11 exons. The record is from RefSeq and is a predicted model, not a curated record.
AUGGUCUGCACUCGCGUCUGUCCCGUACUGUUCUUGUCCCUCCUCGUGCAGUACGUACAUGGUGUACAGGUUCAGCUCUCCGGAACUGUCGUCGUUGGCAGCAAUUUCGCGUCUCAAGAGUUCUUUGGAGGGAUUCCCUUUGCCGAGUCUCCUAUAGGUCACCUUCGCUUUGCACUACCUGUCCCCAAGUUCGACUUGGGAAACCUCUCGACGUUUAAUGCAACCACUUCCGGACUCCCCUGUAUUCAACCUUGGACACAGUCGCGCAUAUCAGAGGAUUGCCUCACCCUCAACGUCUUCCGGCCUGCAGGCCUGACUCAGAAUUCCUCCUUACCCGUCAUGCUAUGGAUAUAUGGCGGAGGGUUCAUGAGUGGGUCAUCAUCUGCGUCGAACGGGUCUGCGCUAGUUGACCGCUCGAUCCAUCGUGGGACGCCUGUCAUCUAUGUCACGUUCAACUACCGCCUAGGUCCGCUAGGUUUCCCCCAAGGCCCUGAAGCAGCUGUCCGUGGCGCUCUCAAUCUCGGACUACACGAUCAAUGGACCGCGUUCGAAUGGGUACAAGCGAACAUUCACGCGUUUGGCGGCGAUCCUGAGAAGGUCACGAUCUUUGGUCAGAGCGCUGGCUCCAUUUCGCUUGCUCUACAUUAUCUGAACGAGAACUUCACAAACGUCGCCAGAGCCGCUAUAUUUGAAUCUGGCUCCGCAUCAACUCUCCCCCUGUUCGGGCCUUCACACCUCCUCCCUUCCUGGCUUGCAUUCGCUAGAGGCACACCCUCCUGCACUUCCUCUCUGUUGUUCACCGAGAACGAGAACGAUAGAGAGACGUUUUCUUGCUUGCUCGCUGCGACGUCUGAUGAAAUUCUUAUCGGCGAAGAAGCCGCACUAGCUUAUGGCCAGCAACAGUUCCCGUUUAUACCCGUCAUAGACGGCUCGGAGGGCCUUGUUCCCGAUCUGCCUAGUCUGCGACUGAGAUCGGGUGCUGGGAACAGAGUGCCGUUCAUCGCUGGAACAGUUCUAGAUGAAGGCACGUCUUUCGUCCCCACAUCGAUAUCUUCGCCGAAAGAGACCCACGACGCGAUAGUCAAGCUAUACACUCCCUCCCCUUCGUGCAAUGGAAAUCUGACUCUCGACAUCGCAGCGGGAGCCCUGGUCGCCUUGUACGAUUCACCGGACAUGCGCUCGCCAUUUGGCACAGGCAACGCGACUUUCGGGCUCAAUGCAGAAUAUAAGCGCGCGGCAGCCAUCGGUAAGCCCAUGCUGGAUGCCUCGCCAGCUUACGCGCUGUCUUGUUUCUGCCCGCCGCGGAUGCCAGUCGGUGACUUGUGGUUCCAAGCCCAGCGCCGCUUCUGGACGCAGACCGCAUCCGCAAACGGGACGAGGGUUUACGGAUACCUGUUCACCGAACCUCAACCUCACAAUCAGCCGUACCUUGGAGUGCCACACGCCUCCGAGCUGGGUUACAUUUACGGGGUGAUUUCUGCGAGCGGCGACGUUGAGGAGGUCCCUAUAAUUGGUGGUGCCCUGCCGCCUCUCAGCUUGGCGAUGAUGGAUUAUUGGCUCUCGUUCGUGGACUCCUUGGAUCCGAACGACGGGCUGGGGAGCCUGCGCCCGAACUGGGAGGCAUAUGGGGAUGAUCAGCGGAUAAUGCAGUUCCAGACAGGGAACACGACGCUUAUUAGGGAUGAUUAUCGACGCAUGGCGAUCGACGACUUUAUCAACGAAAAUAGCAGGCUUUUCCAACAGUGA